CCCGGAAUUUAUUUGACAGUCCAAAAACGAUGUCGUUAAUUUGUUCUCAGUAGUCACUGGUCCGCUGCACAAGAAAAACAACACUUUUAUUUUUUAACCUAGAUUUUGCCAAAAUCAAUUAACCACUUAUUUCUGUCGAGUAUCAUCUCUACAAUUGGAAUGGCGGCUGAACAACCAAAAGAGGCGACUGAGGACGCAAAGAUCGAUCUAUUCGAAGAUGAUGACGAGUUUGAGGAGUUUGAAAUUGAGUGGGAUGAAAAAGAGGAAGGUAAGGAAGUAACUCAGCAAUGGGAAGAUGAUUGGGAUGAUGAUGAUGUCAAUGAUGACUUCUCUCUGCAGCUUAGGAGGGAAUUGGAGAGCAUCACUGAGAAGAAUGGAGCUAAGUCUGCAUGAUAUAAGUUUCUCUUAUUGAUGCUUCCCCAUAAUUUAUUUGUUACCAAAUCCUGUGAUGAUGUCCUUCUAGAACAUUGCGUGUAGGAGAAUCCAUUGAGUUCUCAUUUGAUUCCAGAGUCUUGUUAAUGAAGAAAUUUUCUAUUUUCAUUCCUUAUUCUGAGGUAUAUUUUUAUGGUCCAACUUGACAUCAUUUCACUGGCUGUUCAAUUUCUUCCAUAUCUGAUACAUGAGGAAUUUAUGGCA
This is a messenger RNA of Olea europaea var. sylvestris, 636 nucleotides long. RefSeq names its product protein DSS1 HOMOLOG ON CHROMOSOME V-like. The record is from RefSeq and is a predicted model, not a curated record. Bases 160 to 393 code for a protein of 77 amino acids. The transcript is spliced from 3 exons. Gene Ontology annotation, cellular component: proteasome complex; proteasome regulatory particle, lid subcomplex. Gene Ontology annotation, biological process: double-strand break repair via homologous recombination; mRNA export from nucleus; proteasome assembly. Lineage: Eukaryota; Viridiplantae; Streptophyta; Magnoliopsida; Lamiales; Oleaceae.